AUGUGCAGCCUCACCCUCGCCGAGACUAAGACCACCACGGUCCCAGAACUGGACUCGGCUAUCACUCCAGGCAGCAAAAGCACGACCGCGAACACGGAAAAUGCCCUCGCGCGGGCACCACGACACGGGCAGAACGAAAGAUGGCGGAAAUUGUUCCACAACCUGCCAACCGAACUACAUAUGAAUAUCAUAGCGCAGAUGGAUCAGGAUCCCGUUACGCAGGUCUGCUUGGGCCUUACCAGUAGAUACUUCUACGCGGUCUAUCAUAUGGUGAGGGAUGUAUUUCGAACUGAUGGUACGAAGUUCUAUCCGAUUAAGUGGUGGCCACUAGAUUUGCGUAUGCAGAUCUCGGAGUGUAACCAAUACAUGUACCGUGGUUGGUACAACUCCAUCUUCCAUGAAUCUCCUCCCUCCAUCCAAUGGGGCAAGCCCCUUGGUAAGUUACUCGAGGGAGAAAACAUUUGGGGAGAUUUGAAGAACUGCGCAAGUUGCGCAAAGUACAAGCCUGAUGAAGCAUUCACGACCUCCGACUACGAAAAAGCGAUCGCGGCAAAAGAGACCGACUGGAAAGGAAUUGUCGAGAAAAUCUGCGAAGGCAGUGUUGGUAAUGUCUGCAGGAGGUGCAGAGCACAAAUUAUCCUGAUCCAUAUCGAGAAGCGGGAAGAGUGGAGAGAGAACCAGAUUGUAGAAGAAGAAAGAACGAGUCUUGGAUUGAGGAAGUUGGACUGGGAGGCGCUGAUCGUGGACGGAGAUCCAUUGAGAGCAAAGUUGACCUUGCAAGAAUUUCUUGAAGUUGUUGGAGGGUAUGAGACUUGGGAGGAGGUCUUUGAGAAAUUGGGUAUUUGAUUAAGUCGCCAUGUUAGGCCUUUUGUAUCUCUUUGUGUUUCGGGUAGGCUUAUUGAGCGUGUAAAUAAUGCAUGAUGUGCUGCGAAUAAGAGAACGCGAGACUUCUAUGUCGCGAG
Molecule: messenger RNA, 962 nt
Organism: Mollisia scopiformis
Lineage: Eukaryota; Fungi; Ascomycota; Leotiomycetes; Helotiales; Mollisiaceae
Exons: 2
Coding region: 1-846 (281 amino acids)
Source: RefSeq, a predicted model, not a curated record